AUGACGGCCCAACAACCAUGCCGUUUCAAGAUGUGCCCACUUGCAAAGGAAACCCACCUAUCCGCUGUGAAACCUCCCCACGUGAGCUUGGCUGCCACCGUUGAUCCCGUCCGCCACCCUUCAUCCUGGCCACACCGCCAAUGCGUAACUUCUUCCAUCGCGGUCCAGCUCAAGUAUAGCGGGGUAAGCCGUUGUGUGCGAAAAACCUUCCUCCUCGUUGCCAGACAGCGAGAAUCAGACUCAAGACUACUUUGCGCUGUAAACAUGUCGUCGGAACCAGAUCUACAUCGGGCCAUUUCCAUGAAACCACACCCGUUCCAUACCCACCCCGAGCGUAUGGAACGGACGGCAAGUCCCCACAUUCACCUAAGCUCCAGCACCUCGCAUCACCAUGCUCAUCUCUCAGAGCCCUCGAGCCGUAAAAAUGAUGCUAGUAGCACCGCCGUGGAGACGGCCAACGACCACGACCACGACCCGAUUGCACGCCAUGUUCCGGUAUGCACCAGCACCUCGGACGACGUGGAGCGCCAAUCCCCACCCGCCUACACUCCAGACAUUGACCCCUAUCGCCUCUCCGCUGCCAUCAAGGGUGAAAAUGAACUUGCCCUCAUCCGCGCCAACACCUCCCGCAAGCGCGAUGGCUGCGGUGGGCCCAUGACGCUCAACGCCAAAGCCCGCAGCGCCAAAAAGCUCGAGGAGUUCUAUGAAGCCCAAAAUGAGAACAUUGAACGCUUGCUCAAGCCCGUCGACGACCACCGCCGCGACGCAAAGGAUGAAGAUACAGCCAACCAUCUCAAAUACAAAAUCGCCGUUAUUGGCUCCUUCGCUGCCAAUAUCCUACUAGCCAUCUUGCAGCUCUACGCUGCCAUCUCGUCACGUUCGCUAUCGCUCUUCACCACCAUGGCAGAUUCCCUCUUCGACCCGCUGAGCAACCUCACGCUAAUCAUGUGCAACCGCGCUGUUGCUCGCGUCGACGGCCGAAAGUUCCCUUCUGGCAAAGCGAGGAUAGAAACUGCGGGCAACCUCUCCUUCUGCGCCCUCAUGAUCACCGUCUCGGUCGUUAUUAUUGUAGAAGCCAUCCGCACCUUUGCUGAACACUCUGGACCUGAAACAAACGACUUUUAUCUUCCUUCUGUAAUCGCUGUCUCCAUUGCUUUUGCGACCAAAUUUAGUCUGUUCUUGUACUGCUGGGCGCUACGGAACAAGUACAGUCAAGUACGGAUCUUAUGGGAGGACCAUCGCAAUGAUUUAUUCAUCAAUGGCUUCGGUGUGUUGACCAGUGUGGGCGGCAGUAAGUUGAGGUGGUGGUUAGAUCCCAUGGGUGCCACGAUAUUGAGUUGUUUGAUCAUAUUUUUAUGGUCCAGGACGGCCUAUAGUGAGUUUCAGCUUUUAAUCGGUGUUACGGCAGAUACGGCCAUGUUGCAACACAUCACUUAUAUCUCCAUGACGCACUCUCCAGCCAUCCGCCAAAUUGAUACCGUACGCGCAUACCACUCUGGUCCGCGCCUCAUAGUCGAAGUUGACAUUGUGAUGGAGCCCGAGGAGACACUGCGCGCUACCCACGAUGUAGCUGAGGAACUCCAAAUCAAACUCGAGAGUCUGCCCGAUGUAGAGAGGGCAUAUGUACACGUCGACUAUGAAACAGAUCACCGUCCUGAGCACUCCUUGAAAAAGGAGCUGUGA
Plenodomus lingam JN3 is the source of this 1683-nucleotide messenger RNA. RefSeq lists its product as uncharacterized. The record is from RefSeq and is a predicted model, not a curated record. Gene Ontology annotation, cellular component: membrane. Gene Ontology annotation, biological process: transmembrane transport; monoatomic cation transport. NCBI's taxonomy places the organism in Eukaryota, Fungi, Ascomycota, Dothideomycetes, Pleosporales, Leptosphaeriaceae. Gene Ontology annotation, molecular function: monoatomic cation transmembrane transporter activity.